AUGAACUGCAACGAGCUCCAAGAAAGCACCGCUGGGGAGCGAUAUAUGAUCAAGCGGCCCAAGGCGCUGCAAUGGUUUCAUAAUGGGCGACUCGUGAAAGAAAACGAUGAGGAGCGACAAGCAGGUCGUUUUGAACUGUUCCUCGAUUUACUGUACGUUGCCAUUGUCGCCAACUUCAGCGACGACCUCGCCGAAAAUCCAGAUGGACAGCACCUCGCCAAAUACAUUCUCAUCUUUGCGCCUGCAUGGCAUAUAUGGGUCGAUCUUCGCGAGAUCAUGAACUCGUACUACACCGAUGACCUCCUCCAGCGACUCAUCAUCUUAUGGGUCAUGGCGCUCUUGGUUCUGUACGCGAACAAUGCCCGCCUCGUUGACGAAGAUCUGUCGGCGAUGCAAACGACUGCUGGCGCCUACGUCGUUGCCCGAUUCACCACCAUGUGCGCGUUUCUUGUAUGUUCUUUCGCCAGCUAUCAGCAUCGCGCGCAGGCUCGCAUUUUGGCCUUCUUCAUGUUCAUUGGUCUGUUCAUUACCAUUCCGCUCUUCUUUGAAGACGUCAGCAUUGAGGCCAAAAUCGCCGUCGUCGCUGUCGUCAUCUUCUAUCAGGAGCUUACCUGGUCCCUCACUCUAAGCCCGUGGAUCAAGCGCAAGCUAAAGCUUACAUACAGCACGGCGGUUGACAUUGCUCACGAAAUCGACCGCAUGGCUGCAUUCUUCAUCAUUAUCCUCGGCGAGUUUGUAUACAGCGUCAUUGUUGGAGAUCCAGCUGGGGUGGGCUUGACACAGGGCUAUGCCAAAGCUGCUUUUACCCUCAUCAUUGCCUUUUGUCUCAAUUGGAUAUACGUCAGCGGUGAUGGAAGCUUGGAGGCAACACAUCCAAUUCGGCGAUCUGCUUGGACGGCGUUUGGCUUCUUUCUGCUUCAUUUGCCGUUGUCCGCGUCGUUCCUCAUUGGCGGUCACAUUGCAGCCAUCAGUACACGGCUGGAUGAGUUUGAAGACGGGCAGCGAUGGCUAUUAGGAGGAGGUCUAGGUGUUGGCAUGUUCUGUCUCUGGAUCUACGGCAUGUUGUAUCGUACGCACGACGAAGAUUGUCUGAUUAUGUCAAAGACACCUCGGAUCGGUAUGCGUUUGGUCGUUGCCAUUGUUCUGCUUGCAUUGCCCGCAACGAAUAAUGGCUUGUCUACGACGGAUUUCAUGGCAAUAGUCAUGUCGCUGUUUGCGUUUUUGGUCAUUUGGGAGACCGUUGGAGGGCUGCUCAAAGGCGCUCAAGUUUUCGAACCCUGGUCUGAUCGGAAUCCGCCUAUAAGAGACGGCGAGGACAGCGAGGAGAAUAUCCAUACAAGACUUAUUCACUCUUAUGUUCCAUCUCUUGGUAUUUCUCCAAAACAGGCAAACAGAGUCAUGUCUUCUAUUUCUCGCAUCCGAGGCGGUCUAGUAAAUGCCCAACGGGAGGCGUCCAGGCAUGCUAAUGCGGCCAGCCUGCCCAAUACUAUUCACCGGCCUGAUGAAGAGGCUCGCGACAUUCAUCCUCGCUCCGAAACUUCAAUAACUUGCCCCGAAGAUGCUUAUGUCGAAGCAGAAAAUAAUGUAGAGAGAUAUAAUAGUAUCACUGACGACGACAUCAUCGGCGAAUGCUCGAGCCUUUCCGCUGCGACUCCAGAUCAUCCUGAAACAUCAGCGAAUACGACAACGAACUUUGAAGCUACUUCUUCAAAAAUUGGAGAUAUGAACGGGGCGCAAAAUUCUUCGGCUCAGAGCCCUGCUGAUGGAGCUCAGUCCACAGCUCAACGACUUGGCAAAGCAGCCCUAGAGAAUCCCAUGCUUGCUGCAGCUACUGUGGUCACCGGAGCAGGAGUUGCUGUCAUUGCUGCUCCCGCUCUUAUCACGGCUCCAAUCAUGGGAAUAGCUGGAAUGGUGGGAUUUACGCCGGCAGGAAUAGCUGGAGCUUCUAUUGCAUCGGCCCUGCAAGCAAGCAUUGGCAAUGUUGCUGCCGGCAGUCUUUUCGCCACGUUUCAAAGCGCUGCAGCUGGGGGAUACGGCGUCGCAGCUUUGACUGGCACGGCUCAGGCUGUUGGAGGUGCCGUUGCCGGCGCUGGAAGCAUUGGCACAGCUUGGACUUGGUUGAGAGGCAAGCCGAAAGCAGAUUCACCAAACGGAGAACCAUCAAAAGCAGAGCAGUCGGAAGCAGGUCCAUCAAAGCAGUAGGACGUACCUCAGAACAGGUUUGGGGGAUUUCAAGAAGCAGCUUUCACAGUCAGUCGCUCUCUUAAUGUUAGGUGAACAUAUAUAAUUAUAUCUCAAACCAAACCGGCAUUUAAACUUUACAUCAGGGCAGAUGGGAAUGUAGCAGCACACAUUAUUAUGUACAGGUAUGAAGUAGCAGGAAUCUGAACAGCUUCACAGUGGAACAGGAAAAUAUACGUUUGUUAAUC
This is a messenger RNA of Trichoderma atroviride IMI 206040, 2429 nucleotides long. RefSeq lists its product as uncharacterized. Gene Ontology annotation, cellular component: membrane. The record is from RefSeq and is a predicted model, not a curated record. NCBI's taxonomy places the organism in Eukaryota, Fungi, Ascomycota, Sordariomycetes, Hypocreales, Hypocreaceae.